AUGUAUUUGGCUCGAACUAAAUUUGGGAUAUUUAGUUGUAAACAUAAUUUUGUUAAGUUUUAUUCUAUUGCUACAUUUGGUGAAAGAACAAGGUAUGUCAAGAUCAAGCCAGUCUCUGAUUUGAAGUUGGGUUCAAAUCCAGAUUACAUAUCAUCACCAAGUUCAAAGUUGCAAUCCUUAAUAUGGCAUAAUCCUUUAAGAAAUAUUCUAAUUACUAAGAAACCGUGGUCAACAACUACCACCGAUGCUAUGGUCAAAUUUAUUUCACAUUUGCAUGAUUCUUAUCCUGAAAUUAAUGUGAUUGUACAACCAGAUGUAGUUGAUGAAAUUUCAAAAGAAUUUACUAUGAGUCCCGUCCAAACUCCAAAUGAACCACAUGUUUUAUUCACGGGUCCUGAAGCUGAUAUAGUUUCGAGAACUGAACUAGUCGUUACAUUAGGGGGUGAUGGUACGAUUUUGCAUGCGGUUUCAAAUUUUAACAAUAGACAAGUACCUCCAGUAUUAGCCUUUUCGUUAGGUACUUUAGGUUUUUUGUUACCAUUUGAUUUUCAAGAACAUAAAAAGGUUUUUGAUGAAGUCAUAAGUUCAAGAGCUAAAUGCCUUCAUAGAACAAGAUUAGAGUGCCAUGUAGUACGAAAAGGUGAGAAGGCGGAAGAUGCGAGAGCUUCUUCAAUUCAUGCAAUGAAUGAUAUUUUCUUACAUCGAGGUAGCGCGCCUCAUUUAGCUUACCUUGAUGUUUUCAUCGACGGUAAAUACUUGACACGGACUACUGCUGAUGGUGUAGCUUUAUCAACUCCAACUGGUUCGACAGCAUAUUCUUUAUCAGCUGGUGGAUCAAUUGUAUCACCAUUAGUACCAUGUAUACUAUUAACUCCAAUCUGCCCUCGUUCACUUUCAUUUAGACCUUUAAUUUUACCUCAGUCGUCACAUAUUAAAAUUCAAGUUGGAGCAAAAUCUCAAUUUGAUCCAAAUGAUCAUGAAAUCAACUUGUCCGUUGAUGGUGUCCCUAAAGAAACAUUAAAGGUCGGUGAUGAAAUCCAUGUCAUUAAUGAAGUUGGGACUAUUUAUGUAAAUGGAUCAGAGUUGCCAGCUUCUUGUUCUUCUGGUAAGUUCAAGAAGAAGCCGGGAGUUAAGAAUUCAGGAAUAUAUUGUGUUGCUAAAACUGAAAAUGAUUGGGCGCAAGGCAUUAAUGAACUUUUGGGAUUUAAUUCUAGCUUUAGGUUCUCUCAUAUACGGAAUAAAAUUGAUGAUACUAAUACAUGA
Molecule: messenger RNA, 1263 nt
Organism: Vanderwaltozyma polyspora DSM 70294
Lineage: Eukaryota; Fungi; Ascomycota; Saccharomycetes; Saccharomycetales; Saccharomycetaceae
Gene: POS5
Product: NADH kinase
Exons: 1
Coding region: 1-1263 (420 amino acids)
Biological process (GO): NADP+ biosynthetic process; NAD+ metabolic process
Molecular function (GO): NAD+ kinase activity
Source: RefSeq, a predicted model, not a curated record